Molecule: messenger RNA, 480 nt
Organism: Enhydra lutris kenyoni (northern sea otter)
Lineage: Eukaryota; Metazoa; Chordata; Mammalia; Carnivora; Mustelidae
Gene: RPP38-DT
Product: chromosome unknown C10orf111 homolog
Source: RefSeq, a predicted model, not a curated record
AUGGUGGCCUGCACUAGAGUCGCCGCAGAGGGGAUGGAGCUGAAAUACUUAAGAGGCUGUGGGGCACUGAAGGACCAGGGUGGGCUUUCUCUUACUAUCUCCCGUACCCUACAGAUGCUCAACUCCAGACAGGAGAGUAAACCAAGGCCCGGAGGCAGGAAAAAAAAAAAUGUGCCUACAGGCAACAGUGUAGGCAAUCUUGAGCCCCCUGAAAGGAGAGUGAAGGCUUCUUUGUGUUCCGCGACAGCAGCUCUGAAAACUUAAAACGUCUGCAGUAGUUCCUUGGACCAGUGGAAACUAAAGGUACGAAUGGAGUCGCUGGGGAAUCAUGGACAACUUAAACAGCUGAAGGACAUUUGCAAGGUCAGGCAUCUGAAUCUGUUGAUUUACCCGUGGUGAGAACUUAGAAGAAAGUAGGUUGCUUCUGACCUAAAGAGCCUCCUCCCUCGCCAUCCCAGUCCUUUCUCUUUUCCAGCCUAA